Molecule: messenger RNA, 983 nt
Organism: Nicotiana attenuata
Lineage: Eukaryota; Viridiplantae; Streptophyta; Magnoliopsida; Solanales; Solanaceae
Exons: 3
Coding region: 185-829 (214 amino acids)
Source: RefSeq, a predicted model, not a curated record
UCCCAAAAUUACUUCCUUUACUAUGAAUCUUUUGACUUCCUUCAUUCCUUUCUCUUUCCAUAUGUUCAUACAUCCAAUCACAUUAGAUGAAAAACAAUUUUUAUAAAGUUAGAUAUAUAUUUCAGAAUUCACUUUCUCAUUUAGAACUCACAACGUCUAAAUUCUAAUAUCGUCUGUUGUUUAUAUGUCGGAAAGACAUCUCGGACAAAGAAUUCCAAUGUGCGAGAGAGCUAUUAGUAGCAGUGUACAAAAACCGUCAUUGCCCACGCGACGAACAUCAAAGCAGCAUAGGAAUAAGAGAAAAACUAUAGAAAGAUGUAAAUCUGAGCCUUGUCUUUGGAGGGUUAAUGGAGUUGGUGAUAAUGAAGAAGAUCGUCGAGAUAUGACGACGUCGUUGGAGGUGCAGGGGUACAAUAAAGAUGCAAAAGUUGUGAUUAAUGUCACAGUUGAGGGCACUCCUGGACCAAUUCGAACCAUGGUUAAGUUAGGAUCCAGUGUGGACGAGACCAUAAGAUUUGUGCUAAGCAAAUAUAAAGAAGAAGGUCGCAAUCCUCAUCUUGAUGAAAUUGCGCCUUCAUCAUUCAAAUUAUACUCUUCUUACUUCAGUCUUGAGAGCUUGAGUAAUUCAGAUGUGAUUGGAGAUGUGGGGAGCAGAAGCUUUUAUCUUCGCAAGAAUAAUAGUAAAGGAAAUAAUUCAAGAAAUGCAGAAAUAGCAAUGGGGAUUACUUCAAUGGAGGCAAAUUCUAAUCCAAUUCUUGUUGUGAUCAAUAAAAUUAUUAGAACAAGCAAGCUUUGGAAGUUCCUUGGUUGCAUACAGUGUUUUGGAUAACCAGUUAAGUCGGAGGCGAAUAUAGUGCAGAUUCAACAGGUUCAACUGAAUUCACAAUGCACUUUAAUUUCAACUUGAAUAUCUAUACAUAUGCACAAAAAAAUGUAAAUAUAUCAAAAUUCACAUUUAUUAUGAUAGUUGAUCAUGUCAUACC